GCUGAGAUUGCGUCUCCAGGUGUGACACACACACACACACACACACACAGGUUUAGCUGAGAGGAGGGUGGAGACGAGCUUGGUCUAUCCCUGGACUUUAACACUUGUGAUCUACAAGGACUCUGUACUGUAGAAGAACACCUUCAAAUCAAGACUAAACACACACAUCUUUAGGAGUAACGAGGUCUUGUGUUACGGAUCCAGAUUUCCCACAUGUUGUGAUUCUGAAGUAUUGAGAUGCCGCUGAGGACGUCGCUGCACCGCAGACCCGCCUCUGGGAGAUGGAGAUUAUCGAGCCGAAAGGAGGUCGUGUCGAUGAACAUGAUCAGUCUUCCUCUGGCUGACUUCCGGCAUCUCUCCCACAUCGGCGUCGACGGACACACGGAGAGUUUCGGAGACCUGUCGUUCCUGAAGGAGGGCCGGAGUCUCCUGCUCCAGAGCUCCAGGAGCGAGCAGAACCUGUUCCUCACGAGCGGCCCGCCUCCGAAGCCGCCCCGCAUCAGCCUGGAGGAGGAUCCGAUCCGGGAACACGGGCCGGGAACCAGAUCCGGGAACCCGGUCCGGGAACACACUCGCAGGCAGAAGUGCAGCUCGCUCCCCCUGCUGGACGUCGAGGAAGAGGAGGACGAGUGUGUGGAGUCGAGAGGCAUGAGCAUCAUCAGGAGUCCUGCUCGGGGAAGCCUGAGUUCUGGACGAGAUUCGACACAAACAAACCCGGAAGAAACGCAAAGAAACGAACCGGAGGAAACGGAUCAAACCGACGCCGAGUUCACAUUCAGUCUGGAUCUGGGACCCUCGAUACUGGACUCUGUGCUGCAGGUGAUGGAGAAAGUCCAGCUAUAGCUCUGUGUGUGUGUGUGUGUGUGUGUGUGUGUGUGUGUGUGUGACUGGAUCUGGGACCCUCGAUACUGGACUCUGUGCUGCAGGUGAUGGAGAAAGUCCAGCUAUAGCUCUGUGUGUGUGUGUGUGUGUGUGUGUGUGUGUGUGUGUGUGUGUGACUGGAUCUGGGACCCUCGAUACUGGACUCUGUGCUGCAGGUGAUGGAGAAAGUCCAGCUAUAGCUGUGUGUGUGUGUGUGUGUGUGUGUGUGUGUGUGUGUGUGUGUGUGUGUGUGUGUGUGUGUGUGUGUGUGUGUGUGUCACUGGA
Rhinichthys klamathensis goyatoka is the source of this 1146-nucleotide messenger RNA. Its product is annotated as cdc42 effector protein 3. NCBI's taxonomy places the organism in Eukaryota, Metazoa, Chordata, Actinopteri, Cypriniformes, Leuciscidae. Bases 238 to 843 code for a protein of 201 amino acids. The transcript has 2 exons. The record is from RefSeq and is a predicted model, not a curated record.